Molecule: messenger RNA, 3908 nt
Organism: Botrytis cinerea B05.10
Lineage: Eukaryota; Fungi; Ascomycota; Leotiomycetes; Helotiales; Sclerotiniaceae
Exons: 4
Coding region: 710-3307 (865 amino acids)
Source: RefSeq, a predicted model, not a curated record
GACACUUUAACCUUGUGUUACUCAAUCUCUUUUCACAACUAUAUCUAAAUUUCUUGUGAGAUUCACGUAUCUUCAAGAAACAAUCAUGGAAAUGGAUUGAGAGUUCAUGCGCCACUGAUUUAACACAUACUCCCGUUGUCUUUCUAUCUUCUAGGCUCUAUGUUUUCUUUAACGAAAGUGACACUUAACUAAAGACCUUAUAUACCUCUCCAUCUCGUGCGCAACAAUAGUUACGUACUAAACCUCUUCAAUACGCACACAGUACAGCCCAAGAGUAUCGCUUCUGGGCCUAAUUCUCUGCAUUUACUGAUUUCAUCGCAGUUCAUUUUCGGUGGCAACUCCCAAUCACGCAAUGAUCGAUUCAAGCGAACCUGUGAUAUCAUAAGCACUUGCUUUUCUUUUAGCCUCCGGCUCAUGAGUAUUGAUUGCAAACUUCAACUUUGAAGGAACUCUUCCCGCAGAAUUAGCUUGCAGACAGAUACCUCAGAUGUCUGUAAAGAUAAGCUGCCAACACUCGUUGGCAUACAUUCUUGGGUAUAUUAUUCCAAUAACUGCGGAAUUUUCACCGUUUGGCUCUGCGAUUCAUCUCUUACUUUUUGUUGUGCCCCAAUUAGACCACUUUCUCGUGUGGUACUUGUUGCUAAUACUCAUCGGUAUCACUGCUUGACAAUCUUUCGUUGGGAGUAAAUGCACAUCCUUUGCUUCUCGCAUGAUCUCUGUCGCCUCUAUCAUUGGCUUUAUUCUCCUCCUCCGCGAACUUUAUUUCCACUUCGUAUCAGUCAACUGCCUGCGGCCCCCUUACUAUACCUUGUCCAAUCUCUUCCGGGCCAUUCAUAUAACUUUUUAUUUAUCACUGAUUUUUGACACCUUAGAAAGCGGUCGAAAUUACCGAUACACAUAUUUUGCGUGGGCACGAUUGAUAAUUUUACUAUUUUCAUACUAUACAGCAUUAGCAUACGGCUUAUGGACCUGGUAUCUGCUGUGGCGAAAUCUUCGUGAUAGCAAUGAUAGCGAGGAUGACGAUGAAGGUUCUACUCAACCAGGAAUGAAUCUUGUACCGCGCAAGAUUCUGAGUGCAUCCAAUCUCACCUCCAGGAAUAAUCUCAUUAUUAGAACAAUGCUUUGGAUUCAUGCGCCACUUCACGUGAUACCAAACGAUCCUAGCUUCAGCUUUGAGGAAAGAAGGGUCUGGGGAAAGCUAGUGGUGAUAAUCGUUUGGGGAUCAAAAAUUAUUGGGGCUGUUUAUAUGCUUCUAAAAUGUCUCAUUGGGGGGCCCGUUCUUCUAUCCCUCAUCCCUUAUUACCCACGAUUUCCCGGCGAACCCUUAAUCCAAAUCAUGCAAAAUACUGGCAGUGAAUGGAUGUACAACCGUCCAAAAUUAGGACGCCAUGACAAAAUCAAAGCUCUUUCACAAGGCCGACAGCCUUUUCUUUCUUCAUUACAAGGACGUCCAAGACCCACAGAUAUCACCCACUCUGACGAAGAAGCCAAUCACUCUACCGAAAUCAUGAGUCUUCACAACAUCUCUGAUUACAACGAAAUUCCCACUUAUCAUCCAUCUACAUCGCUCGACACAAACGAUGUUCCGGACCGACAACUCGGCCCCGCUUACCUCUGUUUCUUAGAUCCCUCUUCGUCUACCGGGUACACUACUCGUCACGUAUCUACCUGGACUCAAUCACAUGGAAUCAGUUAUCCCAACUACAUAUUCGUAUCUUAUACCCGACUUCAAUUCUAUACCAUCAUUGCCGGAGACCCCAGUUUGCCAUCUUCGAUUAAUGCUCGCAGACAGGCUGCUGCUGAGCAAGAUAUGGAGAUGCUUAUUCAGUUUGCGAUACGUGCUACGAAGACCGCAGGUAUUGGUGCUUUUUGGAUAGAUUAUGAGUGUAUACGUCCUGAAGAAGACGAAGAUCCGGAUAAGAGUAUAGGAGAAGUAUAUCGAAUAUGUGAUAUCGUAAGGGCAUGUCACUCAAUGGCUAUAGUUGUUGGACCACGAUUUAAUUUUACCAAUUACACUCAUGAUGCCAUGGAAGGGAGGUCGGACGAUCUUUCAAAUACAAAAACUCAAUGGUUGCGAGAUUGGGGAAGCCGUCUCUGGACUGUUCCCGAAGCUCUUCUAUGCCCAGGCGAACACCGCAUUUCGAUUUACACACCUGGUGUGGUUGAGCCCGAGUUAGUCGCGAAACGGAAUCUUCCAGGCCGUGUCUGGGAUGAUGCAAUUGCCUUACGCCAGUUGAUCGAUCACUACGAAUCUUCAAUCCAUCUCACGAAGCUAGAGUUGAUCUCUAUUGCCCUUGAAUGUCUCAAGCGGCGCCAAACGGAGAAACGCAUGGCCGGCGACGUAGCAUAUGCACUGCAGGGAUUGCUCCGUCAACGACCUAAAGUUUUUCAAUCCGAUAGUGAUUUCCAGGCUUUUGCAAGACUUUCUCUUGCCAACGAUAGUGAUAUGCUUCUUGAAAGACUGCUCUGCCUCAAACCGAAGGAUAAUCGGGCACCAUGGCACGAGAUGCAAGAUGUUUGGGGAGCAAAAUUGUGGGAUAUUACGCCGAUAUGUCAGAUUUCUGAAGUGGUGGAGAACAAUACUGUGAUAUUAGGAGAUGCGAAAGGCGCGAUGGUAAAUUGGGAGUUCCUUGAAGCAAUUGAGUAUGAAACUACGCGUCCACAAAGUUAUGGUUGGGGACUGCUGAGAAUAAGUUCGUUUUUCAGUAUGAUGUUUAUGGUGCUUAUGGUGGUGCCGUUUCUCCUUUGGUUUCAACGAUCUGGCAAAAGGUUCGAGAUUCUUUACUCGAACAUGUUCAAGAUAACUUGGGGUAUAUUCGUGGGAAAUUCCAUUGCAGUACCAUGGGUAGUGAGAUACCUUUAUAAAAAUCCUGAAGUCCAUCAAGCGCAGGCUAGACUAUAUGGGAUAGCUGGGCGUCCAAAUUUGGGGAGGGUAGAAGAGCUGAUGUUUGGAUCUGAUCAAGGUCGCUUACAGUGGAUGGAAGGAGGGGAUAGUGUGGCUGAUCACCCUGAUGGUGACGAGUAUAGCUAUGAGAAUGGAUUGAGGUCGUUCACACUCAUAGAUACAUACACAUUGACAGCUAUUCCAUUCGAAGCCGAGCUUCCGCCAUCAGUAGUAUUGGCAGGUGCGCGCGCUCGUGGACUAGUACGGAUGCUUUUGUGUUCUUACGAUGCAAACACGGCGACAUUGUGUAAAGAGUCGGUUGUGAGAAUGGAAACUGUCGUACUUGAGCGGAUGCCAAAGUUGAAUCGGGUGCGAUUUGCUUUGAAGCCGACGAGGGAUGAUGCGAUAGCAGAGAGUAGAUGAAAUUGACAAGAGAAGCCGGCAUCCCACUUUAUCUUGCUCAGAUUUGCCCAAAGACAAAAAUUUGUGUAGCGAUAGUUGAAUGUGAAUGAUACUCUUGCUUUAGGAGAUUACAUUAUAUUUGACAAUCGAUUGGUGUCAUAUAUAGGAGUUCAACAAAGCUCUGGUACUCGGCCUAUAAUAGGAACAUUAAACUGCUAUUGUAGAUUUUCAAUCACCCCAAGAAGGAGAGGGAUAAUUCACUGAUAUAAGUCGAAGCAAAAUAACAAUGACGAUCGGGAUUCGGGAGCCCUAGGGAAUUUGUUAAUGAGCAGGACAACUCAAAUUCGGUCAAUCGAAUUUUGGAGGCUGCUGAAUCUACUAAAAUGCUACUUUGAUCUUCGGAUACAGAGCAAUAAUUUCAAUCUGUAGGUAGAAGAAUACCAAGAUAGUCGACCGAGUACUGGCUCCAUAUUUCGAGCCAGUGCAAAAAAUCUACAGAGGCCAAUAACAAGGCUCUUUGUUGUAUCUGUUGUCUUUGUUUUAUCGUCGCGUACGUGUUUAUAGUCAUGUUGUGGGGCAGACUUCCUUUGUUUUUGGAUUAUUAAUUUGGUGGUUUUGAACA